GGGCGGCUCUAGGAUCGGGGGCCUAGCAAGCACCCAGCCGAGCGACCCGGGCCAGGCGGUGGCUAGCAUGGCCCCUACGCUGUUCCAGAAGCUUUUCAGUAAGAGGAACGGGCUGGGCGCGCCCGGCCGAGACGCCCGGGACUCCGAUUGCGCGUUCAGUUGGCCUUUGCCAGAGUUUGAUCCAAGUCAAAUUCGAUUGAUUGUAUAUCAAGACUGUGAAAGGCGAGGGAGAAAUGUCUUAUUUGAUUCCAGUGUUAAGAGAAAAAAUGAGGACACAUCAGUAUCGUUUCAACGGUUGCAAGAUAGUCUUGAAUUCAUCAAUCAAGACAACAAUACAUUAAAAGCUGAUAAUAACACAGUUAUUAAUGGACUACUUGGAAAUAUAGUUCAUAGUAACCCAAUGGACAUGCCUGGAAGAGAGCUAAAUGAGGACAGAGACAGUGGCAUAGCACGCUCUGCAUCUCUCAGCAGCUUGCUUAUCACCCCAUUUCCCUCCCCAAACUCCUCACUUACCCGAAGUUGUGCCAGCAGCUACCAGAGACGUUGGCGACGCAGCCAAACAACAAGUUUGGAAAAUGGGGUAUUUCCUAGAUGGUCUAUAGAAGAAAGCUUUAAUCUGUCAGAUGAAAGCUGUGGCCCUAACCCAGGAAUUGUGAGGAAAAAGAAGAUUGCAAUUGGGGUAAUCUUUUUGUUAUCCAAAGAUGAAGAUGAAAAUAACAAAUUUAAUGAAUUCUUUUUUUCACAUUUUCCUCUCUUUGAAAGCCACAUGAACAAAUUAAAGAGUGCAAUAGAACAGGCUAUGAAAAUGAGCCGGAGAUCAGCUGAUGCCAGUCAGAGAAGUUUGGCAUAUAAUCGGAUAGUUGAUGCCCUGAAUGAAUUCAGAACAACAAUUUGUAAUCUUUACACAAUGCCACGAAUUGGAGAGCCCGUGUGGCUUACAAUGAUGUCGGGGACUCCAGAAAAGAACCAGCUUUGUCAUCGAUUCAUGAAGGAGUUCACUUUUUUAAUGGAAAAUGCUUCCAAAAAUCAAUUCUUGCCAGCUCUCAUAACUGCAGUUUUGACCAAUCAUCUUGCCUGGGUGCCAACAGUCAUGCCAAAUGGACAACCACCUAUUAAAAUAUUUUUAGAAAAACAUUCCUCUCAGAGCGUGGACAUGUUAGCAAAGACUCAUCCAUAUAAUCCACUCUGGGCACAGCUGGGGGACUUGUAUGGUUCUAUUGGCUCUCCUGUACGGCUUGCAAGGACUGUGGUAGUUGGCAAACGACAAGAUAUGGUCCAGAGGCUACUUUAUUUUCUUACUUACUUUAUAAGAUGCUCUGAACUUCAAGAAACCCAUCUUUUAGAAAAUGGAGAAGAUGAAGCCAUUGUUAUGCCAGGCACAGUGAUUACUACCACUUUAGAGAAAGGUGAAAUAGAAGAAUCAGAGUAUGUGCUUAUCACAAUGCAUAGAAACAAAAGCAGUUUGCUGUUUAAAGAGUCCGAAGAAACAAGAACUUCUAAUUGUAACUGUAAAUACUGUAGUCAUCCACUCCUUGGGCAAAAUUCAGAAAAUGUGUCACAACAAGAGAAAGAAGAUAUUCCAAAUAAGGAACUGCUAGGAAUUUCAGAUGAAUGCCGAAUAAUUUCUCCUUCUGACUGCCAAGAAGAAAAUACUGUUGAUGUUAAACAGUGUAGAGAUAAAUUAAGAACUUGCCUUGACACCAAGUUAGAGACUGUUGUUUGCACAGGAUCUGCUCCGGUAGACAAAUGUGUAUUGUCAGAAACAGACUUAGAGCCAACAGAGGAAACAUGGCAGAGUAAGGAAUUGCUGGAUCCAGAUAAUCACACAGGCAAAGUAAUGAGAUCCACAGGAAUCGUUGUGGAAAAGAAACCUCCAGAUAAGACUGUGCCUGCUACAUUUUCUUGUGAGGCCAUCCAGACAAAGGUUACAUUUCUGAUUGGGGAUUCUAUGUCACCUGAUUCAGAUACUGAACUCAGGAGUCAGGCUGUGGUGGAUCAGAUUACUAGGCAUCACACCAAACCAUUGAAGAAAGACAGAGGGGCUAAUGAUUUACAUCAAGAAACUAAACAACCAAACAAGGACAAAUCUGUAGAGUCUGAUUUACAAAGCCUGCUUUCUGGAGAGCCCUGUGAACUUCCCUGUUGGAGUCCUUCAGACCCAGAAAGCCUGAGCUUAUUUGAUGAAUAUUUUAAUGAUGAUUCAAUUGAAACCAGGACUAUUGAUGAUGUUCCAGUUAAAACAAGUACAGACAGUAAAGAACACUGCUGUAUGUUCGAGUUUUCAAAAAGAUUGUGUGCAAAAAAUAGCAAACAGAACAAUGAACUUUGUAAAUGUAUAGAAACAAUUCACCAAGAUUCGUGUAAAACCUGCUUUCCUCAGCAGGACCAAAGAGAUACACUCUCCAUUCUUGUCCCCCAUGGGGAUAAAGAGAGUUCAGAGAAAAAAAUUGCUGUAGGAACUGAAUGGGACAUUCCAAGAAAUGAAAGUUCAGAUAGUGCCCUUGGGGAUAGUGAAAGUGAAGAUACAGGUCAUGAUAUGCCGAGACAAGUCAGCAGUUACUAUGGAGGAGAGCAAGAAGAUUGGGCAGAAGAGGAUGAGAUACCUUUUCCUGGGUCAAAGUUAAUUGAGGUUAGUGCUGUUCAGCCCAACAUUGCCAACUUUGGGAGGUCCUUGCUGGGUGGCUACUGCUCGUCUUAUGUGCCUGACUUUGUUCUUCAAGGAAUUGGGAAUGAUGAGAAGCUCCGCCAGUGUCUGGUGUCAGAUUUGUCUCAUGCUGUGCAGCAUCCAGUGUUGGAUGAACCAAUAGCAGAAGCUGUCUGCAUUAUAGCUGAUAUGGAUAAAUGGACUGUUCAAGUGGCCAGCAGCCAGAGACGAGUGACAGAUAAUAAAUUGGGAAAGGAAGUGUUGGUUUCGAGUCUUGUUUCCAACCUGCUUCAUUCCACCCUUCAGCUUUAUAAGCAUAACUUGUCUCCAAAUUUUUGUGUAAUGCAUCUUGAAGACCGGUUGCAGGAACUAUACUUCAAGAGCAAAACUGAGUACUUGAGGGGCCAGAUGCGUGUUCAUGUCAAGGAGCUGGGUGUGGUUCUUGGUAUUGAAUCCAGUGAUCUUCCUCUUCUGGCUGCUGUAGCAAGCACUAAUUCUCCAUAUGUUGCUCAGAUACUUCUUUAACUUUGGUGGAAAGUUAAAUAGAAACCAAGGAAAGAGGCACAACAUGUAUUUAUGAAAUUUUUUUCCUGUUAGACCUCUGUCUGAAUGAGUUCAUCUCCCAGGUACCCUGCACUGCAUUGCAUAUUCUGGGUACUUUGGAUGAGUUUUCUUUUAACUGGAUUUGGGGUGGUGGUAGGUUUUUUUUUUAACCAAGUGAAACUAAAGCAGCAUAAAUAAUUUUGCUGGCUGGUGAGUGGGGGGCAUUUGAAAAAGCCAAAGCAUAACUUUGAAAUUUCUACAAAAUAAAUAAUAUCAAGGAAUUUCAUGUCAUCACUACAAUGUUGUCACAACUCAUAAAUGAGUGUCUCAUGAUUAAAUGGCUCAGAAGUAGUCAUUAGUUUUUAAUUCUGUAGAAAGCUAAAAAACCUUGAUUAUUUGUUAUUUUGUUUUGCAUUUCAAAAUAGCUAAUUUCUGGUUAUUUCUCAAUGUAAGUAUUUUAAACAUCCUGUUAAUUACAACAAACUCAGAAUAAUGAGUGAAAAUAUAUGUUAUGUUGUCCACCCAAGUGUACAUAUGUAUCUAUUUUUUUUAAAAUGCAGAGGUAGAAAUACAAAAUUGGUAAACAUGCCUUUUCUAAAAAAAAAUUUUCAACUAAUAUUAAUUGUAUAUAAUGUUAUUAGUUUAUGUGAUUUUUUUUCUGUUUCACAUAUUCUAAAAUAUACAUAAAGCCAAUUUCUUUUUAAGGCUGAGGAUGAGGAUUCCUAAAAUAAGAAUACUACUUUAUACUAUUUGUUUUUUAAGUAUGAGCUAAUUCUUAUAAAUACUAAUAUUUACAUAUUCACUAAUUUAAUAAAUGAAAAUUAGGAUAAGAAAUUACACCAAAGCAUUGGCAAAAAUAAGAAUAAUAUUUUCUUUAAAAGUGCUCAGGUAGUCAAGCCCCUUAUUUUCAUUAUCAGCCCUUUUUGAAACCACAGGAGCAGAGUCUUUGUUACACUGCUUAAAAUAUUCAAUUUACACUAAUUGAAAUUAUAAAUUAUUCUCUUUUCUGUGACAGUUCCUCCCUUCCAAAUGGUGAUUUUUUUUCAGAUUUCCACUUCUCAAUUUUUGUUGUCUUUGUAUAUACUGUAGAAUGUUGCUUGUAAGAAAGGCUAAUAUGAAACCAAACCCAUGUAAGUAAUGUAAAUAGAAAGAUCGGUAGAUAAAGUUUUCAAUAUGCUCUACUACCUCAGUUUACUUGAAUACUGAAUUAUAGUUUAUUCUUUGCUUAUCUGGUCUAAGAUACAUUAAAUGGUAGAAAUAAUUCUGAUUUCUGCUUUGACUCUUUCCAUCACAAUUAACUCAUUAGCUUAAGAAAACCACUUGUUUAUUCAUUUACUAAAUACAUUUACAAUAUAGCACAUCCAUUCUUGCUAUUAUAACUUUUCAAUGAUCAGUGAAAAUUUUAUGUUCUUUGUUUAGUCAACCUUGACUAGUGUUGGGUCACAUUUUCCUCACCCUUUAUGUUUAUUCAAGAGAUUUCCAACUAGACAAAGAAGUGGUUGUUUUAAUAGAAAGUAAAUCUGAAAUUGAUCUGCCUACAGUUUGGCCCAUGUCCUUUAGGUGGUACUUGUUAGUACCCAAUUCUCCUGUGGAUGACUUGCUGCCAGAAUGUUUAUGAAUGUAUUUUCUUUGGCUUAAUUUUCUUACUCCAUUCAUUAACAGAACUCUUCUAUUGUCUAUUUUUGCAAUUCAGUGAGUCGAUCUCUGGCAGAAUUCAGAUUCUAUAAUACUUCCUAUAUGGGCCAUUGUACAUUAUUUUUUGGUUGUGGCUCAGAAUAAUAUGUAGCAGGUAGGUAAUGUCUGUUUGAGUCAAUCUUCUUAAUCAUCAAACUGUUUUCAGUCCUAUUUGAAGUGUCUAAUAAAUUACUAUUUAGUAAUUCUAGUCUUCAGUAAGUGAAUGGCUCAUGCUGCUGUUAUUCUUAAAGCUAAGCUUUGCUGGGAAGGAAAAGGUUCAUAGUUUCUUAAGCACACCUUAAUCCUUAUAGGAUUCCUGAGUUAUAAUUCCUAACACUCCUAUAAUUUCUGGACCUUCAUCAUAAUCAUUCUUUCCUUAUAUGAAGCCCAAGGAAUGAUUUACUGCUUUGGUGGUCUGUAUGAUGAAUGUCAAAAGAGUUUUGACCUGUUUAAAAUAAGUUUUUCAACUUCUUAUGGUACAAAUAUGUUACAUAUCAAAAAUAUUGUUGCAACAAGCAAUAAAAAAGGGAUCUUUUAUAUGAUAGAAUUAAAACUAAUUUUCCAUACAUAUAAACUAAUUGAGUUGGUUCUAAGUGUCCUGUCAUUUAUUAAUAUGUCUUAAUUUUGAGUUUGAAAAUAUUAAGUGCAAUAAACAUACUAGCACAGAUUUCGUUUUGUUGCAGUUGGCAUACACUGAGGAUGAUCACAAAAAAAAAAUCAGAUUUUACGUAAGGCCUACUUCUGUUUGAUGUCUUAUGAGAGUGUUCUGCUUUCUCUAAGUUAUUUAGAUGAUGGAUAUAUAAAAUGUACAUACUUGUUCCUUGCUCAGAAUACAUUUUUCAAAUGUACACCUGUAUUAUAAUAACCUCCCAGUUCUAGGGGAAAUUUGUGCAAUAAACACACAUCAAUUUGA
Messenger RNA from Marmota flaviventris (yellow-bellied marmot), 5774 nucleotides. NCBI's taxonomy places the organism in Eukaryota, Metazoa, Chordata, Mammalia, Rodentia, Sciuridae. The record is from RefSeq and is a predicted model, not a curated record.